GCGUCUAUAACAUGAGGCAGAACUAGGAAAAAAGUCCAGCGAGCCAAUGCUUAUGGGCACAGCAGGAAAUCAGCCAACCAGAAACAGGAAGAGAAAAGGAGAGAGAGGGAGGCUCAUAAGUAAUUGAAAUGGAGGUGAUGUCGCCGAUGGGCUGCACUGCUACUGUAACUGAAGUGCAGCAGAGCGUUUGGGAUAAAAUUGCUUUCUAAUUAUUCAAUCCACCUUUACUUUUCCUUAUGAGAGACAAAGAGAGAAUGACUGAAAGAAAGAGAGAGAAAAUAGUCUCUACAUCAUGCAGCAGCAGUGGGUGUGUCUGGCUUUACUGGCCUUCAUGAUUGUCACAGUGACGCAGGCAGAUGGUGGAAAAACAGAGAAACAAGGUAAGAAAGAGCGUAAAUCGGACUGUGGCGAGUGGCAGUGGAGCGUGUGUGUGGCUAACGAGGGUGACUGCGGUCUGGGCACCAGAGAGGGCACACGCACCGGCACCGACUGUAAACAGACCAUCAAAACCCAGCGCUGCAAAAUCCCCUGCAACUGGAAAAAGCAGUUUGGAGGUGAGUGUAAGUAUGAUUUUGAAGCGUGGGGAGAGUGUGACUCGAUCACGGGAAUGAAGACGCGCACCGGCAUGCUAAAGCGAGCGCUGAUGGACGCUAGCUGCCUGAACACCGUCAACAUCACCAAACCCUGCAGCAAACCCAAGACCAAGAUACAAGAUUCACAGAAACCAAAACGGGAAGGAAAGAAGAAGGAGCGAAAGCAGACAGACUAGAGGAGAAACUCCAGCUGCCUCCUGAAGCUCCUCAGGCAGAGACGCGCAGAUGAUGCUGCUCCUUAUUUACUAUACAAUAUUUUUAGAUCGUUUGUAGCUUUAAUUUACAGCUCACAGAAUAAUGCAUAAAUGAUAAAAGAAACACAAAUGAAUGACUAAAAUCUUCUGCUGAAACUUCUAAUGUUGUACCAGCCAUUUCAGACCACCCAGCUGGCGAAAAUAUGUCCCCCUUUAGGUUCUGAAAACAUUUCUGGAUGUUCUCUGGAUGUUCUGAAAGUCUAGUAAAAAAAAAAAAAAAUUGUGGUCAUGUGAAUGUUAAGGGAACAUUCCAUUUUAGAAGUUUGCAAACAUUAUGGGAAUGUUACUUCUAUGAAUGAUGCAGAAAUAGCCAGAAAACUCUGAAUGAAUGUUCUAUUAAUGUUAUUUGAAGAACGUUUGUUUAUAACUUUGCCAGAACGUUCUGAGAAUGUUUCCUGUUAGCUGGGCGGGAACAUCAGACAUUAAUAAAAUGCCAAAUUGAGCUGUCUUUGAAUUCAUGAGUGUGAAUUUAAAUGAACUGGCCUCUCAAACGAAAUGUUGAAUUACAAUUUGAACUGCAAUUUAUGAACAAAAGAGAUCCAUUGAAGUAAAUUAGUGCAUUCUGGGAAAUGAAAUGCCCUUCCACUAAAAGAAAAGAAAA
Cyprinus carpio (common carp) is the source of this 1448-nucleotide messenger RNA. Its product is annotated as pleiotrophin-A. NCBI's taxonomy places the organism in Eukaryota, Metazoa, Chordata, Actinopteri, Cypriniformes, Cyprinidae. The record is from RefSeq and is a predicted model, not a curated record. Gene Ontology annotation, molecular function: growth factor activity.